CCCGUAGAUCAACGGAAAAUCACGGGAAAAUAAAAAGAUCAUAAGGGCAGUAGCUCGUGCGGGGCCGACGUAUCACCAAAAUGGCGACUUCAGCAGGGCAACGUUUCCUCACGAAAUAACCGAUUAAUGCCACAACUUUCUCAUGACAACGCACAGCCACGGGAAAAUCCAGCUUUUUCCUGCAAAUAGAGCGGAGACGAGCUUGGCGGCAGGACAAAGCUAAACAGCUGAUUGGCCCGCACUAGUCACGUGGUCCGCUCCGAUCCAGUCCGGAAUAUACACUGCGAACUUGUCAACGGAUCGCACGCACCUAACUAUUAAACCCAAAAACGUUAACUACGCAGCAACUCCAAGACAAGAAACCAAGGAGUUGUAUAACUGUCAGCGGAAAAUGCGACGUAUUAAUACCAAUUAAUAGUUUGUCAUUUAAAAUCUCCACUCGAUUCAAAGAUCUCUCAGGAGCUAUACUUUGACUGUCAAAUUUUUAAUGAACAGAAAACAUCUUUUUUUUUUAAAUACAUCAUAAACUCUAUAAAUCCACUUGCUCCAUUCUCAUGGCACUUUCUUACUCUUUCCUAUUUCUUGCGCCAUGUUUUCUCGCUGAAUGCUGCAUACUCUAACGGGACACAGUCGAAUCUGUUUGUAUUCAGCACGUGACUUUUUGGGGAAUUUAAAAAUGGACAAGCUCGUACGAUUUUGGUACUAGGAUCGGGUGAUCGUUUUGGCUAGAUGGAACUCUGGAUGGAAUUUUGUCGCUUUUAAUCUAGAUUGUUUUAUAGUCGAUGAACUAGAUGUAUCCAAUGAAGCGCUGUUUCAGUUCCGGUCCGUUGUUCCUUUGCAAUAGACAGGACCGGUAAAAUGGACGAUAUAGCAUCCCGAGCAUCCGAUCAUGUUUUAGAGGUGAUAUUUUCGUACCUGGACCUUCAUGCGUUGAGAAACUGUUCGUUGGUGUGUAAGAACUGGUAUAGAUUUCUCAAUGAUGAGAAUAAUGACGUGUGGCGGAUGCACUGCAUCAGAAAACUCGCUCAAGAGGCACUCAGUUCAGAUUUACUAUCCUCGGUGCCGACUUAUAAAGCUAAACUUCGGGCUUUUUAUCAUGCUUGGAAUCCUAAUGAUUGUUCCCGCAAUAUUUACAUCAAGCCCAAUGGAUUCACCUUGCAUAGAAACCCUGUGGCACAGAGUACAGAUGCUUCUAGAGGAAAGAUAGGAUUCAGACACGGUCGUCAUGCGUGGGAAGUAAUUUGGGAAGGUCCGUUGGGCACAGUUGCAGUAAUAGGAAUUGCCACCAAGGAAGCACCAUUAUUAUGUCAUGGUUAUGUCGCGCUCCUUGGAUCUGAUGAACAAUCCUGGGGCUGGAAUCUUGUCGAUAACCAUUUACUACAUAAUGGUGAUGCACAAGGGAAUUAUCCCUUGCUCAAUAAUGCACCCAAGUAUCAGGUUGGAGAAAGAAUCAGGGUAAUACUUGAUUGCGAUGACAAUACCUUGUCAUUUGAAAAAAACUAUGAGUUUUUAGGUGUUGCAUUCCGAGGGUUACCAGACAAAAGAUUAUAUCCAUCAGUUUCUGCAGUGUAUGGAAACACUGAAGUUUCGAUGGUGUACCUAGGACCUCCUUUGGAUGGCUAACGAUUCCAGACCGGUGGUGGAACGGCAUCCCCAAGGAGCAUAAUUACCAAGUACAGAACAAGUACUAGGAACACAGUGCGAGUGCACAACUACGUACUGUAUAAUUUUACUAUGUAAAAUUUCCACAUCGACCAUUGGCGACGAUCUUCCCUGGACGGAAACGCGCGUUGGUCGCUUUAGUCACUUAAAUAAUUGCCUCGAUCAAAAUGUACAUAGUCCAAGUCCGACGUAGCUGUAAGUUCUUCGAAGAUAUAGAAGGAAUGCUUAUCUUGCGAGUAAAGCGACGUUCCUUUCGUCAAGAAUCCACUACUUGCUCGCACACAGGAGAGAAACAAAAUAAUAGCUUUCAUUUUCACCUUUAUGCUGAAGAAAAAUUUUAAUUAACUCACCCUAAAUUGGUUCCUGCUAAUACGAGAAGGAUAUAAGAAAAUUAAUGAAAAAGAAGGAUACAAUAUGCAGCGAUAUUUGCUUGUUUCUUCUUAACGAUAUUAUUAGUUUCUUCUUGUAGAUUAUCGAGCACUGUACAUUGAGUAAUUUAUAUAUUACCAAUUUUUUACAUGAUCAGAAUUGAACAGCACCUGAUGCGCGUGUAUGGUGUGAUUCAGAAUUAUGAAUGAGAAUAUUGGAUCUGUGUGGUAUGUUUGCUGUACGCAUGAGUCAUAUAAUUGAAAAAUGAAGUAACGGCGGUAGCGAGAACACUUUUAAUGUACAUAUUUAUAUUAUAUUAACGAUACAUCGUAAACUGUAUUUAUUAUUGUAAGUAGGAUCUUGUCGCAUUAUUUUUUCUAAACUUUUGUACAGAAUUGUGUACAUAGCGAUUGCGAGAAUGUUUGAGAAAUAAACUUUUACCCUCGUACAAUAACGAGAAACUACGUAACAAGAUGGCUUUUCGUUCGUUCGAAACUAAUCAAUCAAAUCGACAGUAACUUCAAUUAUUUCCAUAAAGCUAAAUAUCGCGCAUUUGACACCCUUUAAUUUUGCAAUUCUGUGCAAAGGUUGAUUUCAUUUUUUCAAAGACACGGUGCACCCAUAUUUUCGGUAUACAGUGCAGAAGAUUAUUUAAAAGCGAGAAGUGAAGAAAGAAACGAAGAUGUUUUAUCGUUUUGGAACGAAUAUACGGCCAUCUGUAAAUAAAUCAUUGUUUUUAAACAAUAA
Cephus cinctus (wheat stem sawfly) is the source of this 2778-nucleotide messenger RNA. RefSeq names its product F-box/SPRY domain-containing protein 1 (gene Fsn). Lineage: Eukaryota; Metazoa; Arthropoda; Insecta; Hymenoptera; Cephidae. The transcript has 5 exons. Gene Ontology annotation, molecular function: protein binding. The record is from RefSeq and is a predicted model, not a curated record. Gene Ontology annotation, biological process: proteasome-mediated ubiquitin-dependent protein catabolic process; synapse assembly involved in innervation. Gene Ontology annotation, cellular component: synapse; SCF ubiquitin ligase complex. The coding region runs from base 859 to 1623 and encodes 254 amino acids.